CACUGUUUAAAUCAAACACUGUUUAUAUCAAACACCAUUCAUAUCAAACACUGUUCAUAUCAAACACUGUUUAAAUCAAACACUGUUCAUAUCAAACACUGUUCAUAUCAAACACUGUUUAAAUCAAACACUGUUCAUAUCAAACACUGUUUAAAUCAAACACUGUUUAAAUCAAACACUGUUUAUAUCAAACACCAUUCAUAUCAAACACUGUUCAUAUCAAACACUGUUUAA
Messenger RNA from Lottia gigantea (owl limpet), 234 nucleotides. RefSeq lists its product as hypothetical. The transcript has a single exon. The annotation marks the transcript as partial. The record is from RefSeq and is a predicted model, not a curated record. Lineage: Eukaryota; Metazoa; Mollusca; Gastropoda; Lottiidae.